Messenger RNA from Eurytemora carolleeae, 2106 nucleotides. RefSeq lists its product as uncharacterized. Lineage: Eukaryota; Metazoa; Arthropoda; Copepoda; Calanoida; Temoridae. The coding region runs from base 88 to 1641 and encodes 517 amino acids. The transcript has 2 exons. The record is from RefSeq and is a predicted model, not a curated record.
AUAUUUGUAGAGUCCGAGCCGACGCGACCACUAAGCAUUUCUGGCCGAAUCUGAAGUAUUUGUUCAUAAUUACUGCAUCUUCUCACAAUGCCAGUUAACUACAAAACCGCAAGCCAAGCUGAGUUAAACAUAGAAAGAGCAGCUGUAAACCUAUCACUUCACAAGCAAACGGCAGACAGCUCCUGGAGCAAAAUUACUAAAUCCGUCGCCUCUGAUCUCCUAAAUGUCAAGACUGAGAUGGAAGACCUUUACAGGCUUUUGGCCUCCGCUGACCUUGCAGCUCUAACUGGACAGCAGAAAGCUGAUUUUUUAUUGAAGCUUAAUUCUUCAACUUCCAAGAUAACCACAGCAUUCCAAGUUCACUUUAUUGCACUCUCAGACUCGCCAUCCAUCGCUCAAGAGUUCAUACAGCAGGAUGCUUUUACCGGUCUCUCGCCUGAACAAUCCAAGAAGAUAUCGGAACUCCGGAAGAAAAGAGAGGAUCAAUCCGAGAAAGAUGAACUAAAGGCAGAAAAGGCUCAGAAGCAGUCAUUCUAUGAUCCAAAUCGACGCAAGCCCUUCUACAACAUGUUUGUUCCGAAACCUAGAGGAUUCCCUAACCAGAUGAUUUAUCCCCAGUUCCCUCAGAUGCAAAACUCUUCACCGAAUAUGAAUCUCUCAACCCCCCCACCCCCUCUUUCAUUUCCGCUCCCGGGUAUGUUUUACAACGCAUCAAGUUCUUACCCAGCAACACCAACUUCGAUGCCCGCUCUAACCUACACAUCAGAUCGCGAGAAGAAGAGGCAAAUGAUCGAACAAGAGAAGCUGAACUCCUACUGCAAAGACUGUAAUAAGCUAGGUCACUGGAAAGGAGAUGCUCAGUGCCAGUUUGCAGCUCUUCGUCUAGCAGGUCCUUUAACUUCAAUAGUCUGGGAUGGGAACGGGCAUAAGACCUUGACUAACUACUUCACCGAGUUAGGGUUUUCUCUCCCUUCUACAAACACAGUCUUAAGUAUACACAACCCUUCUUCAAUUAAGUUUUCGGAAUGUGUUCUUAAUGCAGAGGUUUUCAAUCUUAAUAUUUUGAAGCAAGGUUUAAAAUUAAAUUUUACUUCAAAGCCGUCUUCUUAUGAAGAAGAUAACAACAAAAACGCAAGAGAGAAUCUUGGAGCAGUUCGGGAAAAAGUCAAUGACUGGCUUUUAAGUAAUAGUGUUGAAAAAGUAACUUUCAAACCAUUCUGUGUUAACCCCCUGAAUUUAGUUACAAAAAUUGAUAAUGUCACUGGAAAAAUAAAACAUAGGCCCUGCAUAGACAUGAGCCGUCACCUAAACCCUCUUAUGAAAGAAGAAAAAUGUAAACUUGAAGAUCUCUCAGUUGCAGAGCAGUUAGUUGAUAAAAAUGAUUUUAUGUGUACUCUUGAUCUUAAGAACCAGUUCUUCCAUGUCCAGCUUAAUUCAGAUUAUAAAAAGUAUUUCGGGUUUAAGCUUCCUAAUGAGUCCGGGGUAAAUGAAUACUAUCAGAUCAACGUUAUGGCAUACGGGUGCAAACCCGCCGUGAAUAUUGUAACUCAUUUAUUAAAACCAGUAAAACAUUUCUUACAUCUCUUGGAAUACGGUUUACCAUAUAUAUUGAUGACGGCCGUGUUCUUGGAACAUCCAUAGUUGAGUGCCAAGAUAAAUUUAAUGCAACCUUACUUGUUCUACAAUUAGCCGGAUGGAAUAUCCAGCCUGAAAAAACUUCCAGCAUUCCUGUCCAAAGAUUAUCUUACCUUGGAUUGAUCACAGACACUGUAGAAAUGAAAUAUUAUGCGUCCAAAGAAAAAAUAGAUCUUCUCAGCUCCAUGCUAAAAGACUGUUUGCACAACAUUUCUCAAAAUAUUAGUUUUAAAGCUAGAGAUUUAGCUUCUCUUUUAGGGAAAAUAAAUGCCCUCUCCAAAAGUCACGGCAACUUUUUGUAUAUAUGUGUAGAGAAACACAACAUCUUUUAGGUAAAGCAGUUUUUACUAAUGGUUGGGAAACCGAUGUAACUCUGAAUGGUCUAGCCUUUAAGGAACUUAUGUUCUUGUCAAAUCACCUAAAUUUUUUCAAUGGAACAGUCAUUCACAAUGCCCCAGGUAGCGGGAAACU